CCGAGACUGGCAGAGUUGAAUGCAAAGACGAAGAACAGGAGAAGCUCUAAUACUGCCUUCAGAUUAGACCUCAGCAACAUCCGAAUUUCACAUCUAUGCUGCCGUUCCGCGGAACCUGCACUAAUUAACUGGUUUAUCUGCGGUCGAAAGAGUGUUCAUAGCCACUGUUUCCCAAAGGAUGUGCACUUAAAAAAUUAAUGUCUAAAGAACCUGAUGGAUUAUCAAACACCGUUUAGUUUAAUCUGUCAUUGAGAGUGCCAGUUUUGAAGGAGCUCUUUUUUGGAGGUCUUGGCAAAUAGAUGUUUUUUUUUUUUCGUUUCGAAAUCAAACGCGUUUUCAGCAGAGAACGACCAGCAACAUCGGAUCUGCUCGCAUUAGUGCCUGUGGAUCUCUCACUGUUAUAAUCAAAUUUGCACUGGUGAACUGUUUUGCAUCGCAAUGGAUACAACUAUGUGGAGUUAUAUAUUAGGUCUUUUCAUGGUUGCUUGUCGAGUAAAACUAGCUCGAUCAACAGUUUUAGAAUCAAUAUACUGGAAUACUUCGAACACCAAGUUUGUCCCAGGAAAGGGUGUAGUACUAUACCCUCAGAUCGGAGACAAAAUGGACAUUGUGUGUCCAAGAAUCAAGCCAGGCUCGACUGAGCAGACGAACAUUGAAUACUUCCGGGUCUAUCUUGUUCCCAAAGAACAACUUGAGACCUGUCGAGUCACUAAAGGUGACAUGUUACUGCUCAACUGUGACAAGCCAGACCAGGAUGUGAAGUUCACCUUCAAGUUUCAAGAGUUCAGCCCCAACCUGUGGGGCCUGGAGUUCUACAAAGAAAAGGAUUAUCACAUUAUCUCCACAUCGAACAGCACUUUAGAAGGUUUGGACAACCACGACGGUGGUGUUUGUAAGACCAAAUCUAUGAAGCUGGUUCUGCGAGUUGGACAGAGUCCUACAGAUUCAUUCUCAGCUAAAAACUAUCCAACUAGAAAUCCUCCAAAAUACCCUGACAGUAAGGAACAAAACACCUUCAGCAAAGAAAACGAUGCUGGCAACAGAGUUGACGCCAUGCAGAAUGGUGAGUCCGGGGGCAAUAGCGGAGAGUCUGUAGGAUCCGCUGGAUCAGAAGUAGCUCUGUUUGCUGGUGUUGCAUCUGGUGCGGUCAUUUUCAUCAUCAUCAUCAUCGCUCUGGUAGCACUGCUGCAUCGGCGUCAUCAGAAACACUCGGCACAGUGCUCCGCCCAGCUGCCCCUAAACACGCUGCCCAAACGCGGAAGUGGUGCCACUGGAGGCAGCAACAAUAACGGCUCCGAGCCCAGUGACAUCAUCUUUCCUCUGCAGACCUCAGGAAGCAUGUACUGCCCGCACUACGAGAAGGUCAGCGGUGACUACGGCCACCCUGUCUAUAUCGUCCAAGAAAUGCCACCACAAAAUCCUGCAAACAUUUACUACAAAGUUUGACAGAGAAUGGACAACAAGCCAUGGCAACCCUCUACAUUGCGAGUAAAUCACUCGCAUAUGCGACUAAAUCUUCCUUCUGGCGACUAAAUGAUGUCUAAUAUUAGCCAAUGGCAUAAAUUCUCAGAUUUUACUCGCCAGUGUGUUAGUUUGAGGCUAAGUAUAAGUUAACACAGAUAUAUUUUCACGAUCACUCUUUGACUGAGAGGGCUUCAGAGUUUCACUCUCCGUCAGGCGAUCUGUGAUAUUUCUCAGUUCAUCUCAAUGGAUACACACCUGUAUUUGAUGUACCAUAAACUCUAGUGUGAAGGCGCGCAAAUCGACGUCACUUUCUCUCACACACACGCAUUGACAGAGAGAGAGAGAGAGAGAGAGUGAAUUGACACAAUACAUUUAAACAAUAUUAUUUGUUGUAUUUUCCUGUCAAAAUAAGAGCGAUCCUAUGGAGGUCUUCAGCUUUUAAGAACAGCCAGGUUUUCCGGUAGUGGGCGGAGUUAAUGUGCAAACGGCAAUCUCGUUGGCUGGCGCUCACCUAUUAUUGCCCCUGUUUUGAUUUCAGCAAAUCAGUUCGAGCGAACACACAAAACCUGAUUAAUAUUCAUUAAUCCAGCAGCUCAUUAAUCCUUAGUUAUCCUUAGUUUGUUUUAUAGUUCUUAUUAUUAGAAUUCUUAUCAUAUCAUUAUUUUUGUUAGUUUUUUCCCCAAAGUUAUUAUUAUAAUUUUUUUACAUAAACACUGAAUGAUCUAAAAAGCACCACCACCACUAAUAUUAAAAUGACUAAUAUGCAUUCAAAUUCAGUUUGGCGAGUAAACUAAAAUAUUUACUAGCCAAUGGCGAUUCAGUUGCCAAGGUGUCCGUAGAGGGUUGCAUGGACACAGAAAAGCCGACUAGCUCUGUUUCAAAUGAUGGACAUCACCGUUUUGAAGCGUCUCUGACGUUCAGAUGCUUGUGGCAGAUGUUUUAGCUCUAUUAGCUGGAUGCUAGAAGGGCUGAAGUGUUGUCUAAUUCAGAAGAACUUGGCUUUGAGACUUGAUUCUGGAUUAGAUGCUGGUGCACAUUGGGAAUUUGCUCUUCUGUUUAUACCUUAAAACUGGAUGACUUUCAAAGCCUAGAACAAUCUUACAGAUGAACAUGAAAGUCAUGAUGAAUAAACAUCUCAUGUGGAGGAUCUGCGAAUACCAACCGAUUUUGUUACAAAAAUACAAUAGCUUUUUUUAUUUUUUAUUUAUUGUUUAUGUUUCUUAACUCCCACUCAUGCACGAGAAGAGGCCUUUAUUCCUGUACUUUGCAAUUCUUCAAUGUAUUUGAAUCCAUCCAAUUGGAUUUAAGCUGAUAUGAACUGUCUGCAUCCCAAAGCUGGCCUGAUGGAUGCAUAUUACAUGUCAGUUCAGACAUUUGUAACCCUUAUGCUGUUGACGUGCAAGCCGGUGUGGUCCAAAACGCAUGUGGUUCUUUUAUCCCCAUUUGCUUAUAACUUUUCAAACAUUUAUUCAAACAGCAAACAAACAAAACUAAAGAUCAACAUACAGAAAGAUCCUUUGUUGACUUGGUAAUGUAAAUACAAUAGCCAAGCAUUUCAAUUAUGCUUUUUGUGUGAAUCUGGACAUUGCUCAUCCAUUACGUUUCUUCAUUGAAUGUUCGGUUGAUUUUGUUCAGAUACUUCAGGAGUUUACUUCAGCAGACUUGAAGCGACUUGUUGGCUCUAAUGGACUUUCUUUUUAAAUCUUGCAUUUCUUAAAAUUGUUUGUUGAUUCUAGCCCAUAGUGUGUUGAGGGAAUUUCACAUUCCAGAUGGCUGGCAAGGUUGAAUGAAAUGAUUCACCAUAGUCGCUGGUACUGUUCUCUUAAUCUUUAUUUUUUAUUUUUUUUAUUUCGUUUUGUUUGAAUGAAUGAUUGAAAUGUUAAAAAAAUUUGGUUUCUAUUGUUCAAAUAAAAUAAGUGGCCUCAAAGUCAAAACACAAA
Molecule: messenger RNA, 3404 nt
Organism: Carassius gibelio (silver crucian carp)
Lineage: Eukaryota; Metazoa; Chordata; Actinopteri; Cypriniformes; Cyprinidae
Product: ephrin-B2a
Exons: 5
Coding region: 439-1446 (335 amino acids)
Biological process (GO): ephrin receptor signaling pathway; blood vessel morphogenesis; axon guidance
Cellular component (GO): plasma membrane
Molecular function (GO): ephrin receptor binding
Source: RefSeq, a predicted model, not a curated record